UCAUUAUUUUAUCACUAGGCCGUCUAUUAUUUACAAAUUUCUUAAACAUUAAAUUUAAUGUCUACUUUCAAAAUUUGUGUUGCAAUCAAUUAUUUUACAAAAUGAUUAAAUCUACAACACUUUCUAUGUUAAUGUAUUGUAGUAUCAAUAACCAAUAUUGUGGUAGACUUUCUUGCAGAUAUUUUGGGAAAAGUCUAGCUCUCAAAAUAACCAAAGGUAAUGGAAGACUCUCUCAACAGAUGGAUGCUCUAAAAUUUGAUCAGAAGAAGAAAGCAGUGUCGCUGACAAAGACUGAGAUGCCUACUGCGAAGGAGAGUCAUGAUGUUGUGGUGAAAGUCAAGUAUGCAGGAGUCUGUGGAACAGACUUACAUAUCAUAGAUGGGCAGUUCCCUUGUGCAGACUGGCCCAUCAUUUUGGGUCAUGAGCUGAGCGGAGUGGUGGAUUCUGUUGGAGCCAAGGUAAAACAUGUCAAACAAGGAGACAGGGUGGCCGUGGAUCCUAACACAGGGUGUGGUACUUGUGUGUACUGCACGACAGGCCGUUACCAUCAGUGUCCCGAGGGAGGCCUCGCCACCACCGUCGGUAUCUACAAGAAUGGAGGUUGGGCCCAAUACUGCAAAGCAUCUGCCGGACAAAUCUUCAGACUACCAGAGUCUGUCACUUUCCAACAAGCUGUGCUGGCUGAGCCGAUGUCAUGUAUAUCUCAUACCUGGGACUUGAUGACGCCAGUACCUAUAGGUUCGUCUGUACUGGUUCUGGGAGCUGGUAUCAUUGGUAACCUGGUCAGUGCCUUACUGCACCAUUCUGGCCACCGCAAAGUUGUCGUGUGCGAGCCUUCCCCGGCUAGACAGGCUCUCAACAAGAAACUUGACACAGGAUUCAAGUGCUGCAGCCCGGAGGAGCUGAAGGCCAUGAAGGCCGGUAAUCCUCAGUGGGGGGUAGACCUGUGUGUGGACUGUAGUGGAAAUGGUCAAGCGAUGGAAGAAGCUGUCUCUCUGCUUAACCCCUGCGGCAGACUGUGUAUCUUUGGCGUAGCUUCCCCUGACGCUAAGAUGAGCGUAUCACCGUUUGACACGUUCUUGAAAGAAUUGACCAUUGUGGGUGCUACAAUAAACCCUUUCAGCUUCCAAAACGCUCUCAACUUCAUAGAGGCUAUGGGUUCCAGAUUUGUGGACUUCGGAAAAUUGGGAGUGCAGGUGUUUUCACCCGAAAAGUACAAGGAGGCAUUUGAAUCCCUCAGAAAAGGACAAAUCGCCAAAGCAGUUUUCAAAUUUUCCUAGGUGAGAAAAGGCUCUCUAAACAGAUGGACGCCCUACAGUUUGACCUGAAGAAGAAGCAGGUGUCGCUGACCAAGACUGAGAUGCCUACUGCAGUGGAGAGCCGUGAUGUCGUUGUGAAGGUCAAAUAUGCCGGAG
Molecule: messenger RNA, 1415 nt
Organism: Homalodisca vitripennis (glassy-winged sharpshooter)
Lineage: Eukaryota; Metazoa; Arthropoda; Insecta; Hemiptera; Cicadellidae
Product: D-arabinitol dehydrogenase 1-like
Exons: 9
Coding region: 102-1280 (392 amino acids)
Molecular function (GO): zinc ion binding; oxidoreductase activity
Source: RefSeq, a predicted model, not a curated record